Messenger RNA from Cydia amplana, 3671 nucleotides. RefSeq lists its product as uncharacterized. The record is from RefSeq and is a predicted model, not a curated record. The transcript is spliced from 2 exons. NCBI's taxonomy places the organism in Eukaryota, Metazoa, Arthropoda, Insecta, Lepidoptera, Tortricidae. Bases 36 to 3620 code for a protein of 1194 amino acids.
UGUGGUUAUCUAUAUGAUAAAGAAAAGGUAUUAAAAUGGCUCCGGUGAUGUUAGAAGGUCCUACAUUAGGACAUAAACAUCGCAGCUACAAUAAAAUUGUCCAAGAAUCUACUGCAAACCAGGCAAGGGGCGCCCUAGAAGACAAUGAUUUCAACAAAGAUGAUGUAAACAACUUAGUCAAGGUCGAUAUCGCCAGGGCAAAUAGGGAUGUAGAUUACAUUCUGGGGAUUCUCAAGGGUAAUGACAUGUUGUACGCCUCACGUGCACUCACGCAGAGUUCUUGGCUUAUUACCGAUAACACUUACGCCCAUAUUAUAAAUCCGGAAUACUUACAUUCACAUCUCAUCCCGAACAUGAUGGCUAAAGCGGCUAAUAAAUUGAUGUUGCAUAUAAGGCUCAACUUAAGAGACGAGAAACGUGUCGAAGAUUUCUUCAACUACUACGAACCCUUCGAUCUGAAUACUGCCCUCAAGUGGUUGCCACAUUGCUCUGUCGCAUUUAUGGAGAUCAAGGUCGAAAAAUAUUCUAAUGACAUUGAUACAAAUCUACUGAAACGCCUUUGUGAAAAAUCACAUCAUAUAUUAGGAGUAUACGUCAGAAGUAUAAAGAAGUGGGGCUGCACUCGCAAAGGGUUUCAGGAGACAAUGUUUUUGUUAAACACGCAUUUAGAUUUUUACCUCGAUAUGAUAGAAACUCAAGCAAAAAGCAAAAGAGGAGAAUUGCCUGUAUUUAAUGCAAAGUUUACUAAACUCUUAAUGAAGACAUGCCCUGAACGAAUUCAUCAAAACUUCUGUCAUUAUGCUAACCAUAUUCAUAUUCCAACAUUCGUCAAAUUUUUGGAUGAGAAUAAAGUUAGAGAGUUUUUGCUAUCACAAGCAAAUAUCCAAGAACCUACUUGGAUUGAUUUCGGCAAGGUGCAAUGCUUCCUUAAAAGAAUGCCACAAGAACAACGUAUAAAUUUGAUUAGAGAUAUAUUUAUAAACAAAUGUUAUAAACAGGAAAUAGAUAUUUUAGAUAGUGCGUUCAGUAAUGAAGACGUGGAUGGGGAUGAACCCAAAGAUGAGAACGCUGGAAUGAUACGAUUAUACCAAUACGUCAAUCGCAGUGGCUGCAGUGAUACUAGUGACUUGUUGAACUGGUACAAGUGUUUGCCAUUUGACGUAGUUUUAACAGAGUUUAAAGAAAAGAUAAAAAACACUACUGACGAUUAUGAUAAGAACCAAAUGUUCCGCCGGCUAACGCGAGUCGUUGAUCACGACUUGAGACAUUUGGAUUCCUUAUUGCAAUAUUAUAAUGAUAAUCAUCUAAAAGAUUCCAAAGAUAACAAAGUUGAAUUCGUUCAAAACUUACUUCACAGACCCACCAACAUUCUCAGUUAUGACUCGAAGUGUUGGGGUCUUUUGAUGAACAUCUUUAAUGCCAUUGAGUCGGAAGACGAAGACUUUGAUGAUGAUGACGAUCAAAUCAUCCUAAAAGCUAUAAUUGUUCAUGAAGUGAUAAACAAAAAGGACGUGCCUGAAAAAGUAAGUAAAAGAUUUGAAUUUUACAAUUUUAAAGAAUACCAGACAAAAAUGACCGUACCAGAACAAACACUAUUAUUUGAAUUCUUGUACAAAUAUCAAUUGAAGAAAAUUGAAAAACAAAAUUUCGAUGAUCAUGCUUCUUUCGAUGAAAAUGUUGAGUUGAUUGAACUAAUGCUCACAUUAUUAAAUGACUGGCAAAAAAAUCUAGCAGACUAUCCCCAUGUGUUGAAGAAAAUUAACGAACUAAUCAAAGUUAAACGAGAUAACGCCAUAAAGACCAAACUAUCAUGGAUAUACGACGUCAACAAGAAGUGGAGAAAAUACAUGUUUGAAGAAUCAAUUCUGUUGUGCGAGUCUGACCGAGUAUGUGUCAAUGCGUUGAAACACGACCCAAGUUUACUCUCCCGAUACGAACAUGUGGUAGCGAGCAUGCGUUGUAACGACGCAGUUUCUUUGCGGCAACUUCUCACAAAGCUAAGGAUAUACUGGGCUGAUUCAAUUGCCUCUGAAUGGUCCCAAUCAUAUCGAGAGAGGCUUACUCAACCUCUUGGGCAUAAAGCUUUACUGCGAGGUUUGAGUUUCCUAUUACCGGAACGGGAACUGUCCGUUAUUAUCAACGAAUAUAAACCGGAAGACGAAAAAAUAAACUGGGAAAAGAAUGACGAAGUCCUGGUGAGUUUGAGGAAGCACAUAGCUAAAAAUAUGCAUUUCGCUCGACCUCAGCCGACUCCUGACGAAAUUCUACUUUACGCUAAAGGAGAUUAUUUGCAAUUCGCUCUUCCGUCUCUAAACGCAAUUCUCUACAACUUGUGCACUGUCCGCUGUAGCGAGUUAAUACCCAAGUUAUUAGACUCUCCCGUCUCAUUACAGAAACAUGGUAUCCGAUGUGCUUUUGCAAAAAUGCAAAGCGAAGAUCUACAAAGACUUUUCAGUAUUCACUGGAAAACCAUUAAAAACUUAUCGAUUCGAGCGGUUACAUUUAAACUCUCUUACGAAAUGCUGUGCAAAGAAAAAAAACCAUCGAAAAUUGAAAAUGUUUGGGGUCUCCUGUCAGUUUUUAUUGACGCGCUUACUUUUGAGGAAGACAAAACCAUAUACGAACUCCUAGGAAACGCCAGAAAAGUACCCCUUAGUGUUAGACCUGCCUUUGUGAUGAGAAGCUACAAGUUUACGAAAGCGUUGCUUACAAAGUCGGACUUAGACAAAAGUAAAUACGUACAAACCCUUAAUGCUUUAAUAUGCGAUAUGGAGAAUAUUAUAGAUUCGAUGGAACCAGAGUUCUUAGCCGAGAUUCUACAAGAGUACUUUACUGCUGUCUAUACAAAAGAUAAGACAGAUGGGUUUGUUCAUAAUAAUUUGAUGCCUUUGCUAGCAUCAUUCCUUUGUUGUUCUGGAAGUGUAGAAAUCCAAGCACAGAAAUAUGAAACAGUACUGUUGCCUUUACUGAGACAUUCGGUAGCUGUAUGGGCAACAAAAGAUAAAAAUGACAUCGUGAAAACUAAUCUUAAACAGCUACUGAACAUCUUGCGCCAAAAAAUAAGGCCUCUUGUAGAGAAAGAUAAGAUGGUGCCCGUCGCCAUGUUUGCUAAUAUUCAAAAAGAACUUGAGCAAAAGCUAGAUCAAAACGUCGCGUAUCUCAUGUUAAGAGAAUGGAAACUGACAGUUGCAUUUGCACAAGUUGUACACGAUAACAAAGUAAAGGUUGAUCGCAGCAAUUACAAAGAAGACAAUGACUUUUGGAUCGCCAUCUGCAAGGAAGUAGCCCCACAAUUCGGUAAAAUAUGCCUCGACUUUCUGAGAGAGGACAUACAGGCAUUCUUUCCUAGCAUUGAUGAAUACUUUACUAAGGCAUUAGGGGUUGUUCUUGACGAUCUCAUUCCAGAUGAAGGAAUUCGAUUAGAAAUUUUGAAACACAUGCUAACGGAAGAGCUGACACAGUCUUAUUUAGUCUCUAUAAGGAUAUUACCAUCAUACUGUGGAAAUGACAAAGACGACCCAUUACUGGAGUUUUACAAAACAAUUUUAACUCACCCCUCCUUGGAGGUAAAAAUGCACUUUUACCAUAAAAAUAAAAAUUGUAGGCAUAUGAAUUUGUGAUUUGGGUCCACAAAGAGCCAGUCAUCCAAUGUUUAUGUUUCGGCAUGCUCA